AUGGCCGAUCUCCCAACUGUACCCACCCACGACCGAUACACCCCCUCCAUCUCUUCCACCGAUUACAAAAUCACCACACCCGCCACCAACGACCGUUCUCUCCAUACCGAAAAUACCGACGCAAACCCGCUUGUUUAUCCGCGAAAGUUCGACCUCGCAACCGAUACCGAGCUGUAUGUUCAUGAAAACCGCAACAUCCCUCGAUUAUUCUUCUACGAGCCCGGGGAAGAAUUGCAAAUCUCCAGAAUGAAAUUGAUUACCGAGGGUCAUUUUAUCGGGCAUCCGCGGACUUUGGUUUUCAGUGUAGCGGGGGCUGUUAGUCCGUUAAAACGUGAUGAUUCUCAUGUAAAUCUCGGUUUUGAUUUCCCCUCUUCAUCAUCCUCAAAUCAGAACACAGAGGAGAAAUUCCAAGCAGCUUAUUCCGUACACUUUGGACCUAAAUCCCGGUAUAAUACCACGGGUAAAGUCAAGGAAACGGGGAGCAAAAUAGAGAUGCAGAAGAUUGUCGAGUUGGCAGCAGCAUGUGAGGCAUUGGAAUUUGUGGAGAUGGAAUGUAAAAUGAGGCAUCCGGGGUUUGAAGAUGUUAGUGGGGAGAUUGCGCCGGGAGGUUUGGUGGUGGGUGUUACGAGUAGUACAAACUUGUGGUAUGGGAUUACGGAACAUAUUUACAAAUGGAAACGCAACGAUUUCCGUAAUUCCAAAGGGAGCAAAGUGGUAGGCGAAGAAUUAUGGAAGAGGUUUGAUGAAUGCAUGAAUCGAUUUGAAUACAAUCAGACGAGAGUGGCCUGGAUAUUAUGCGAGAAAGAGGAAAAUGAGGCGGAAGAAGCGGCUUGGCGGAGGGUCACGGAUACUUCAUUGUGA
Molecule: messenger RNA, 861 nt
Organism: Sclerotinia borealis F-4128
Lineage: Eukaryota; Fungi; Ascomycota; Leotiomycetes; Helotiales; Sclerotiniaceae
Source: the annotation of a GenBank genome assembly